AUGCCGAUUCAAAAGCAACAUGAAUUUUCACAAUUUCAACCUUAUCAAGUAUUAACUCAUCAACAGAUAAUUCAAAAUUAUAAGAAUAAUGAUAAAUUACGUUCAGAAACUGAAUUCAAUAAUUUAAUUCAGAUUAUGCAAGUUAAUAGUGAAUUAAAUCAAUUAAAAAAAGAACUUGAACAAAUUGAAAAAGAAAAAAGUCAAUUAAUUGAA
Messenger RNA from Racocetra fulgida, 213 nucleotides. The record is from the annotation of a GenBank genome assembly. NCBI's taxonomy places the organism in Eukaryota, Fungi, Glomeromycota, Glomeromycetes, Diversisporales, Gigasporaceae.